AUGGGCACCUUCACUAUCAUUCUUGCCCUUACGGCGGUGUUUGCCUACCCGGUGUAUAGGUUGCUACGUAUUGGCCGUCGACAUCCUCGUAUGCCUCCGGGGCCACCGACCAUUCCGAUCCUUGGUAACGCUCACCAGAUUCCGAUCACAGGGCUGGGCAGAAAGUUCAAGGAAUGGGCUGACGCCUAUGGGCCCAUCUUUUCUUUGACCAUUGGGCCUACUAACGUGGUUGUUUUGUGUGAUCGACGAUCUAUCAACAAUCUUUUAGAGAAAAAGGGUAGUAUCUAUUCGGACAGGCCAUUUAACUACGUUUCAAAUUUUGUGACUCACGGCGAUCAUUUGACCCUGGAACCCCAAGGAGCUUCAUGGAGGGAGAAGCGGAUGGUUGUGACGCGAAAUUUGAACCCGAAGACGCUGGAUGAGAAACACUUUAAGAUACAAGAAGCAGAGGCUGUUAUUUUCAUGAACAACAUUCUCAAGGACCCUUCUAAGAUAUUCGACUAUGCACGGUUAUAUACUGUCUCUGUGGCAGGGUCUCUGAUCUGGGGACAUAGAGCCGCUGACCUGAACUCUUUCUGGUAUACGCGAUUCUAUGACCUAAUGGAUCUGUGGCUCAAAGUUCAAGAACCAGGCGCCAACCCUCCGAUUGAUGAGUUCCCGUUUCUGAAAUAUCUUCCGGGGAGCUGGAAGGGGAGGUCCAAGAAGUGUCGUGAGAUGAUGGACACCAUGUGGGAUGAGGCUCGAGCGAUCGUCGACGAGCGGAGAGCGCGGGGCGACAAGAGAGAUUGCUUCAUUGACGCCAAAAUCGACGACUAUAAUGCAAAGGGCUGGCCUUUGUCGACUCACGCUUUCAAUAACCUAUUCGGAGAGCUCCUUGAGGCCGGUGCGGAUACGACUGCGAAUCAUAUACUGACUCUUAUCCUGGCAAUAGCUAAAUAUCCCCAUAUACAAGAAAAGGCAAGAUCCGAAAUUGACGCUGUUUGCGGCACCGAGCGGGCUCCAUUGUUUUCAGAUUUCGAACAACUUCCUUAUGUGAAUUGUAUCGUUAAGGAAGGCAUGAGAUGGCGACCAACGGCACCUGCUGGCUUACCUCAUAUGGUCACUCAAGACGACGAGUACGAGGGAUUGUUUAUUCCUAAGGGUUCUAUGGUGUUUAUCGGAAUAUGGGCCAUGCACCACAGCGAGUCGGAAUACCCAGAGCACGAUAGAUUCAACCCUGACCGCUACUUGAGCCAUCCGAAGUUGGCUAACGAGUAUGCAGUCAGCCCGGAUUAUAGCAAUAGAGAUAAGUACUAUCACUAG
Molecule: messenger RNA, 1302 nt
Organism: Exophiala bonariae
Lineage: Eukaryota; Fungi; Ascomycota; Eurotiomycetes; Chaetothyriales; Herpotrichiellaceae
Exons: 6
Coding region: 1-1302 (433 amino acids)
Molecular function (GO): monooxygenase activity; heme binding; oxidoreductase activity, acting on paired donors, with incorporation or reduction of molecular oxygen
Source: RefSeq, a predicted model, not a curated record